AUGGGCCACGCAGUCGUGUUUGGCCUUGAAGAGGAUUUGGGAAUGGAUCCCAAAUCUAAUCAGUUCAACACGGCGUUGACAAUAUUUUUUGUGCCAUACGUGCUGCUGGAAAUCCCAUCAAACAUCGUCCUUAAGAAACUGCGACCCCACGUUUGGUUGGCAGGAUGUAUGUUUUGCUUCGGGGUUCUGACAAUCGGUCAAGGUUUCGUGAAAAAUUAUGGUGGUCUUCUAGCGACACGCUUCUUCAUCGGUGUGACAGAAUCCGGAAUGUUUCCUGGAUGCUACUAUCUGAUUGGAAUGUGGUACAGGCGUCCAGAUGCCCUCCGGCGAUAUACAUAUUUCUUCAACUCAACAACGCUUGCGGGCGCAUUUGGAGGGCUAAUAGCGUAUGGCACAGGAUACAUGCAGGGGAUGAGGGGAUACGGAGCCUGGCGUUGGCUUUUCAUAAUUGAGGGAGCCGUAACAUGCUUUGUUGCCGUUCUUGCUUGGUUCCUCAUCUCAGAUUUUCCCGAGCAAGCCAGAUGGCUGACUGAGACCGAGCGGCGAUGGAUGAAGAAGAGAAUGGAGAUUGAGCAUGGGAACGAGUCGGCGAAGGAACCCAUACGUUUCACUGACGUGGUCGAGGUCCUCAAGGACUACAGGAUCAUCUUGGGGGCACUCAUCUAUUUUUCUUUUCUAGUGCCAUCAUAUUGUUACGCAUACUUUUCACCGACUAUCAUCAAAUCUUACGGCUACAGCACGCUUCAGACGCAACUGCAUUCCGUGCCUCCUUUAGCGAUGGCCUUUUUCAUUUCUCUCGGGGUUGCAUUUGCCUCUGAUCGACUACGCCACCGUUAUCUAUUCGUUCUCUUUAAUCUGCUGGUUGCAAUCGCUGGGAUCGCAAUCCUGCUAACAGUCCACGAGAAGCCCCGAGUCCAGUACGCCGCGCUGUUUCUUGUGGUCUUCGGCCCGUACUGCGGAAUGCCCGUCGCUAUCUGCUGGUUCACUAUGAAUGUAGGGGGCCACCGGCGGCGAGCAAUCGGUACAGCGCUCCAGCUCGGGUUUGGUGAGAUCGCGGGCAUAGUGUCGACAUUCCUCUUCCAGGCCAAGGACGCGCCAUACUACCAUACUGGGUACAGUGUAGCCAUUUCCUUCUUCACUCUCGCCGCCUUCUGGUCCACUUGCUAUUAUUUCGCGUGUUGGAUGGAGAACCGCAGGCGAGAUCGACAGAUGGCCGAUGCGGACAAUUCGCCUGAAGCUACAAGGGCAGGGGACGGGGACUUGGAUGUGUCAUAUCGAUACAUGCUGUAG
Aspergillus bombycis is the source of this 1290-nucleotide messenger RNA. RefSeq names its product allantoate permease. The coding region runs from base 1 to 1290 and encodes 429 amino acids. The record is from RefSeq and is a predicted model, not a curated record. Gene Ontology annotation, molecular function: transmembrane transporter activity. Gene Ontology annotation, biological process: transmembrane transport. The transcript has 5 exons. NCBI's taxonomy places the organism in Eukaryota, Fungi, Ascomycota, Eurotiomycetes, Eurotiales, Aspergillaceae. Gene Ontology annotation, cellular component: plasma membrane.